GUUGAAUGUGUAAAUAGUAAUUGUUAUACAAGAAGUCAGUGAUUAAAAAAAGUAUUUGCUCCACUCCUCCCUCUUCUCAGAAAACAAAAGUGAAACUUAACGCUGUCUCUCCUCCUGCAUGCAGCUGCGUUCAGAGUAAAACAUCUUGAGUGCUUUUGAAAAUAAAAGAACAAAAAUGGCGGAAUCUUCUGACAGUCAAAAUCCUUUCAACUGUCCGAUUUGUCUUCAUCUUCUGAAGAAUCCAGUCACCACAACUUGUGGUCACAGUUUCUGUAUGGACUGUCUUAAUGGAUUCUGGGAUGGGGACGAUCAGAAGGGAGUCUACAGCUGUCCCCAGUGCAGGCAUUCAUUCAGCCCAAGACCAGAUCUUUGCCGAAACAUUGUGCUGGCUGCAGUUGUAGAAGGAAUGAAGAUUAAAACACCAGAAAAAGAUGCACCAGAAAAAGCAUCCGUCUCUCCUGUUUUGAGUUUUGCCAUGUCUGUGGAUGUGGAGUGUGAUAUCUGCACUGAGACCAAACUAAAAGCCAUUAAAUCUUGUCUAGUGUGUUUGGCGUCUUACUGUGAAUCUCACAUCCAAACUCAUUAUACAUCUCCUGCGUUAAAGUGGCACAAAUUGGCCAAUGCCUCACCACGUCUACUGGACCAGAUCUGCUCUCAACAUCAUAAGCCUCUGGAACUGUACUGUUGUCAAGAUCGGCAGCUGAUAUGUAUGCAGUGUGCUCUGAUUAACCACCAGAACCACAGUAUGACUUCACCUGCGGCUGAACGACAAAACAUCCAGGAACAGCUAAAGUUAAAACGGGACGGUCUACAAGAGGAUGUGCUUCAGAGAGAGGUAAAGGUGAAGGAACUAAAACAAGCCAAGGACUUUUACAAGCGCUCUACACAGGCUGCAGUGGUUCACUGUGAGGAGAUGUUUACGGAGCAGAUCCACUCCAUGGGCAAACGACGAGCUGGGAUAACAAAAAUGAUCAGAGCUCAGGAAAACGUAGAAGUAAAUCGUGUUGAGGAUCUCAUACUUACUCUGGAGCAGGAGAUUAGUGACAUGAGGAAGAGACAUGAUGAACUGGGGCAGCUUUCACACAUAGAGGACAACAUCUGUUUCAUUCAGAAUUUCUCAUCUAUUUCCGACUACCAAUAUUCAAACCUGUGCGCCAUGUCCAUCAGCCAGCAUCUGACAUUUGAGCAAAUAGAAACAACUGUCAGUGAGCUGAAAAGCCAACUAGAUAAUCUCUGUGAACAAGACAUUGUGAGGAUAUCAGAGAAAGUUUCUGCUGUCCAAAUACUGGUGAAAAAUGAAAAAGCCACAAACUAUUUGCCAUCCCAGCCCAAGACCAGAGAAGAGUUCCUUAUAUAUUCCUCUGAUCUAAAUCUGAAUCCCUCAUCAUCCUGUAAUGGGCUUUCUGUGAACAGCAACAAGUCUGUGACAAGGAAUUAUACUCAACAGCACAACUUUUCAAACCAGGGAUUGUUUGGUUCACAGCCAAAUUAUUUCAGUUCAGAUACAUACCAGAAUUAUACAUACCAGGUAUUGUGUAAUGAAAGUCUGUCUGGACGCUGUUAUUUUGAAGUUCAGUGGGCAGGAAAAGGUUGUUCUAUUGCAUUCUCAUAUGACCAGUUUCUGCAAGGAGGGGGAACUUGUAGAUUUGGCUCUGACAACAGGUCCUGGAAAUGUGACUUUCCAACAGCAAAUGUUCUUGUAUGCCAUGAUAACCGACAGACUAGCAUUUCAUGGGUCUCUAAAAUUGGAGUGUUUCUGGAUCAGGAAGUAGGAACUGUGUUCUUUUACAAUGUCUCUGAUAAAAUGACCCUCCUGCACCAAAUCCAGACCACAUUCACUGAGCCCCUCUACGCUGGGUUUUCUUUUCAGGACUGGGAAGAUUACUCAUCUGUAACCAUUUGUGAUCUGCCAUCUGAAUUGCAAAAAUAGUAAAUCUCAGUAUUAAACAAGUCAUGGCUAGUGAAAGUUAGUAAACACAUAAUGGUUUCAUUACCAGAAAAAGGAAAAAAAAAAAAACUUAAAAUGCACAACAAAUCCUACGACAGUGUGUGAAUUAUUCUAUUCUAUUCUAAAACUAUAGUUUGUCCUGACCCAGAUUUUAUACUACGAUAAAUGUUUGUUAAUAGAUAGAAAAAGUUUACUCUGACUCUGCUAAACCCAAGUGUACUGUCGUGGACUUUGUGCCUGUUAUACUUUACUAAACAUCUUCAUUGAGAUCUUCAGCGUGUCCUAAUCAAUGCCAUGUUGUGCCAUGCAUUAUACUCCAGGUCUGUUAAAUGUUUAACCGCAAAGAGAAAGAAAUUCUCUGUCUAAUAACUGCAUCACUGACUGCUGGCAAAUGUCUUAAAUAUAAUUAAGACAAGAUUAUAUUAAAAUGUAAUGUUGAAAUACAAAACUUGAUCAAUGUUAUGUAGUAACUGUAGCAUAAUCAAAAUAAUUGGCAAUUGGUCACUGAAUAAUUAAAAAACGAAAACAUGCAUUUUAAUAUUGGUGGCAUUUACAAAACUGUAAUGGGCUAUCGAAAAAAUCUUCAUAGAUCUUCAUAGAAAAUCAAGCAUUUUUUCUUUUAUUAUUUGUUGUGGAUGUGUCAAAAGGUUGUUUGUUCUUAUAUUUUUUUGAGAUCCACUAAGUUUCAAAAAGUUUCACUUGCUGUUGUUGCUACUUUGUAUUUCCAAGCUUUUCAUUUGUUAGGAAUGGUGUCUCUGCUGUGGUGUUGUGAAUUUAAUGCAUUUCGCUCAAUAUUAAAAAUAAAUAUAAACAUCAUUAGUCUUGAUGUUGAUUUCUCCACCUGCAUGUAAUUGUUUUGAAGAUUGUUGUAUUUAUAUCAGAUUAAAUAGUUAUUGAAUGUU
Molecule: messenger RNA, 2850 nt
Organism: Danio rerio (zebrafish)
Lineage: Eukaryota; Metazoa; Chordata; Actinopteri; Cypriniformes; Danionidae
Source: RefSeq, a predicted model, not a curated record